This is a messenger RNA of Dibothriocephalus latus, 1143 nucleotides long. NCBI's taxonomy places the organism in Eukaryota, Metazoa, Platyhelminthes, Cestoda, Diphyllobothriidea, Diphyllobothriidae. The record is from the annotation of a GenBank genome assembly.
GGCCUGCCUGAAAUGCUCGGAGCCAGUGAACCACCAAAGGGUCUCUUUCUGCGUGGUUGUGAACCAGUGGGCUCAGACUCCGCCACCGGCGCCUCGGGCGCCAAUGCGCCAAUCAAAAUUGUUGGUGCCGCCUGCACUGAUUCUGGCUUCCAGCUAGAACUUAGUCUCGCUGGGCACGUGCCGCUGGGCCUACAAGAUCCCUCGAUGUCGCUAAACCGUGCCCGGUUGAGUCGGCGCGGCGAAAGACAACGACCUGUUAGCGCUGAAAGCCAUCGGCAGCAGGUCUCUGGUGAAUUCACCUGGCUUCCAGCUACACUCUCGAUCAGGUCAGGAGCUGGAGCCGUCUGGAAGUUCCCGUUGCUUCUCAUAGCAACCGAGCCCUCCUACGAUGACACAAUAACCUUCUAUUCUCAGGGCCUCGGUCGUCCGGUUCACGUGAACGUUAUGUUGAACAGCAAGAGCUCGGAACCGGCAGAAUUCAUAGCCUUCCUGGAUGACAACAGCGAUGCAGACUUCCACCUGGAAACCACCUCUGGCACCCUACCUCCAGCCUCAGCCGCCGAUGAGAACCGUGCCGAUUUUACCGCCCUACGUGUUGUCUUUACUCCAAGCAGCUAUGGCAAACAGAAGCUGGCUAGACUGAUUGUUCAGGAUGACAACGCGAGGAAAAAAGCGUGUGAAGAAGCGGAAGUGGUGAAGCUUGGAAUCCGAUAUGUCUCCAUAGUUGAUGUGAAUGUCAUGAAAAACUUGACAUACGGAACGGCCACGAAGGUGAUGACUCGCGAUGAACAUGGGGGCGCUGGACCAGCCUCACUCACUCACUCAAUCCUUCCUUUCCCGCAGCAGCAUCAAGUUCUCGAGGGCAAACACGUUUCCACCGUCGGAGGAUGCGGGGACAUCGAGCCCAGCACGGCACCGGGCUUUUUCGACGUACUUGGCUCCGCAAACCAAAUCGAGCCCGAUAAACGAUGGGGGAUGUUCAGUCUAGUCGCAAGAGUUCCAUAUGAUUGCCACAUGGUCGUUUCGGGUGGGAGGGUAUCGCUGAUGCCCCAGAAGUUGGAGAAGCCAGCAAUGGCAUCGGAGGCACUGCUAACCUAUGAUAAAGCCCACCAGGCCCUCGGUGUCUUCGCUGUUAAUGGGUAG